AUGCGCUGGCUGCCCCUUCUUCUUUCUCUGGCCUUGCCCUUCGGCUCGCUCGCCGCCAAGAAAUCAGCGUCCGCCGCCGUCGACCGCUUCGAUGAAUGGCACUCCAAGGCCGUCUCGUCCGUCACCCCGAUCAAGCUCGACGACAAGUCCUACAAGAGCCUGACCUCGGCUCCCCGUGACUACACCGUCGCCGUCCUCCUGACUGCCAUGGCCACCCGCUUCGGCUGCCAGUUGUGUCGAGAGUUCCAGCCCGAGUGGGAGCUCCUCGGCAAGACGUGGACCAAGGGCGACAAGAAGGGCGAGUCUCGCCUCGUCUUUGGCACCCUGGACUUUGCCGAUGGCCGUGAUACCUUCGUAUCCCUCGGCCUUCAAACUGCACCCGUGCUGCUGCUCUUCCAGCCCACUACAGGGCCUCAUGCCGUGCCCGCUGCCGAACCCCUCCGCUACGACUUCACGAAUGGCCCGCAAAUCGCCGAGCAGGUCCACGGCUGGGUCGCCCGCCACCUCCCAGGCCGACCCCAUCCCGCUGUCAAACGUCCGGUCAACUACCUUCUCUGGGUUGUCACCACCGUUUCUAUCCUGGGCGGUGCCGGUGCCAUUUUCAAGGCCUGGCCCUACAUCCUUCCCUUCAUCCAGAACCGGAACGUCUGGGCCACCAUUAGCAUCAUCGGCAUCCUCGUCUUUACUGGAGGUCACAUGUUCAACCAGAUCAGAAAGGUCCCUUAUGUUGCUGGCGACGGCAAGGGUAACGUCAACUACUUCACUGGCGGUUUCCAGAACCAAUUGGGCAUUGAAACCCAGAUUAUUGGUUUCAUCUAUGGAGCCCUAUCCUUCAUGGUCAUUGCUCUCAUCCUGAGAGUCCCGAGGCAAUCGGACAACAAGCUGCAGCAGGUUCUGGUCGUCGGCUUGAGUGGAGGCAUCUUCUUGCUCUACGGUCUUCUCCUGUCCAUCUUCCGCAUCAAGAAUGGCGGAUACCCCUUCAGCCUCCCACCUUUCGUCUAA
This is a messenger RNA of Neoarthrinium moseri, 1002 nucleotides long. RefSeq lists its product as uncharacterized. Lineage: Eukaryota; Fungi; Ascomycota; Sordariomycetes; Amphisphaeriales; Apiosporaceae. Bases 1 to 1002 code for a protein of 333 amino acids. The transcript is spliced from 4 exons. The record is from RefSeq and is a predicted model, not a curated record. Gene Ontology annotation, cellular component: oligosaccharyltransferase complex.